AGUGGUAAAUAGAAAAUCAGAUCCAUAAACGAAUUGAGAGAUUCCUACCAUUAUGAAUAAUAAAGCAAAAUACGUGAAAUAUACCUUCAAACAAGUCAAUUUUAAUCAUUUUCUUGCUGGAUCUGGCAACACGUGUUAUCUGUAGGAGACUGACAUUGUGAAUGGAAUCCCUGGGAGACUCCAAAGUGCACAGAGUGACAAAAACAGAGUUUGGAAAAGCUGCUCCCAAGACAUUAUGGAAAAUGAAGAACAAGAUGAUACAUGCAGAUCUUUGGUGCCAUCUGGUCAUGAAAUCAAGGCUCGUGUGCAACACUUCAUCGAGGAUCAGUUACACACCACCAUGUGGACUGGUGUGCUGAUCGGAGCUGCAGUUGCAGUUUCAAUUCUAAGUAUUUUUGCCUUAUUCUUUUACAGAAGACACAAGGCUGGAGAAGGUCAAUCUGAAGGUCCUAAAUAUCGUUUCAGAAAAAGAGACAAAGUGUUGUUUUAUGGCAGGAAGAUAAUGAGGAAGGUCCAGACCUUGUCCUCGCCUCCCACCUCGGGUCCAGUAUCUCAAAAGCGAACCAGGAAAAGAACAAAGGUGCUAUCAAUAGCUCGCAAAAUCCUGCGUAUCCGAAGAGAGCCACCAACCCUGCAGCCCAAAGAGCCUCCGCCUUCACUCCUGGAAGCAGAUCUGACUGAAUUUGAUAUGCAAAACUCUCAUCUGCCCUCUGAAGUCCUGUACAUGCUGAAAAAUGUGAGGGUUCUGGGUCAUUUUGAGAAGCCUCUGUUCCUGGAACUGUGUCGGCAUAUGGUGUUUGUUCAGCUGCAGCAAGGAGAAGGGUUGUUUCGCCCAGGUGAUACUGAUGACAGCAUCUUUGUGGUGCAGGAUGGCCGUCUCGAUCUGUGUAUUCAUGAGAAUGAUGGGACUGAUGUUGUGGUGAAGCAUGUUUUACCUGGAGACAGUGUUCACAGUCUUCUCAGCAUCCUCGACGUCAUCACUGGAUAUCCAGCUCCGUAUAAAACUGUCUCUGCAAGGGCUGCUAUCCCAACUACUGUUCUCCGUCUCCCCGCUCAGGCCUUCCAGUCUGUUUUUGAUAAAUACCCAGAAACCCUAGUCCGAGUCGUUCAGAUCAUCAUGGUGCGUCUUCAGAGAGUUACCUUUCUUGCCCUUCACAACUAUCUGGGCCUGACCACAGAACUUUUCAAUCCGGAAAGUCAGGCUGUUCCUCUGGUGUCAGUGGCCGGUGUUGUAGGAGAGGCUGGUCAAGGCAGAGGGCCGCGCAGACACUCGCAGACAAAUGAAGACGUGUCUGACAAAGUCCCACAGAGAUCUUCAGACCAUUACAGUGACACAAGUCACAUGUCCAGAGAAGAUUGUGGAAAGCUCAAUUGUACAGAGAGUCCGACGACUUUAUUCAGGAAGUCUCGCUCACUGUCAACACCUUUAGAAAGUACACACGCUGGAUCUCCCGACCACAAUAUGACCUUUGACAGAUCAAGCAAAGAAGCCCCUUCAAGUCCUAUUGCCAUACAGAAGUCAAACCGGAAGAAGUCUGUGACAAUGCAUCAUUCUCCUUCAGCCGUGUUUCACUACUCGGACACCGGAGGGCACUCCAGCCACAUCCACCAUAGUAAAGUUAAUGCCAUUUUCCAAGCUGCCAAGAGGGACCUGCUAAAGAUUAUCCAACUCCAGGAUCCCAAUCUUCUGGAAGAUCGGGUGACACUGAGACAAGUAAAGGCGGGCUCUGUGGUUGCAAGUGAGGGAGAUCAGGAUGUAAGCGUGCAGUUUGUCAUCUCUGGAACGCUUCAUGUGUACCAGAGACUGAUUGACAGAGAAGAGCAAUCAUGUCUGUUUGUGGCCCACCCUGGAGAGAUGGUGGGCCACCUGGCUGUUCUCACUGGAGAGCCUCUCAUCUUUUCUGUGCGCGCCCAGCGUGACUGCUGCUUCCUGUCUAUCUCCAAAACACACUUCUAUGAGAUAAUGCGUGCCGAACCUCGAAUGGUGUUGAAUGUAGCUCACACAGUGGUGCGGAGGGUCUCCUCAUUUGUCAGACAGAUCGACUUUGCUCUGGAUUGGAUGGCACUGGAGGCUGGACGAGCUGUCUACAGACAAGGUGAUAAGUCAGACAGCACUUUCAUUGUUCUGAGUGGGCGAUUGCGUUCUGUCAUCAUGAAGGAUGAUGGGAAGAAAGAGCUGGCUGGAGAGUAUGGACGGGGAGACCUCAUCGGUGUGGUGGAAGCUUUGACUCAUCUGAACAGAGCCACUACAGUCCACGCAGUCCGAGACUCUGAACUGGCCAAACUGCCUGAAGGAGCUCUCAAUUCUAUUAAGAGGAAAUAUCCACAGGUUGUGACUCGUCUGAUUCACCUUCUUGGCCAGAAGAUCUUGGGGAACAUGCAGCAAGUGAAUGGUCCACUCUCAGUGCGCAGUCUGGGUUUUCACUCCCCAACCAGUAAGUGGGACGCAGGUAAUCCAGCUGCCAAUCUGUCGACGGUCACCAUUCUGCCUGUGUCUGAGGAAGUGCCACUGACUGCCUUCACACUGGAGCUGCAGCAUGCUCUCAGUGCUAUUGGUCCCACUUUGCUUCUAACCAGUGACAUUAUCAGACAGCGCCUGGGUGUUGCUGCCUUGGACAGUGUUCACGAGUAUCGUUUGUCAAGCUGGCUGGGUCAACAAGAGGACAUCCACCGCAUUGUUUUAUAUCAAUCUGAUGGUUCUCUGACUCCAUGGACUCAACGGUGCAUUCGACAGGCAGACUGCAUCAUCAUCGUGGGUCUGGGAGAACAAGAGCCCACUGUGGGAGAGCUGGAGCGUAUGCUGGAGAGCAGUGCUGUGAGAGCUCAGAAGCAGCUGGUUCUGCUGCACCGUGAGGACGGGCCUCCACCCGCUGGAACUGUAGAAUGGCUUAACAUGCGCAGCUGGAUCUCACGACAUCUGCACCUGUCCUGUCCUCACAGGGUCUUCUCCAGGAGGAGUCUGCCCAAAUUGAGAGAGAUGUAUCAGCGAGUAUUUGAGAAGCCUCCCGACCGGCAUUCUGACUUCUCACGUCUGGCUCGAAUCCUGACAGGCAACGCCAUCGCUCUGGUGCUGGGCGGAGGAGGAGCCAGAGGCUGCUCACAGGUGGGCAUCAUUCGUGCAAUGAGCGAGGCAGGAAUCCCUGUGGAUCUGAUCGGCGGCACUUCCAUUGGUUCAUUGAUAGGAGCUCUAUAUGCUGAAGAGCGUAGCGUCAGUCGCAUGACGGUUAGGGCACGCCAGUGGGCAAUGGAUUUUGGAUCCAUAUUUAAGAAGAUCACCGAUUUGACCUACCCGGUGACCUCCAUGUUCACUGGAGCAUCAUUUAACUCCAGCAUUGGCACACUCUUCCAGGACAAACAGAUUGAGGACCUUUGGAUCCCAUAUUUCAACAUCACCACAGACAUCACAGCCUCCUCCAUGAGAGUCCACACUGAUGGCUCUCUGUGGAGGUAUGUUCGGGCCAGUAUGUCUCUUUCUGGAUAUCUUCCUCCAUUAUGUGACCCUAAAGAUGGCCAUUUGCUCAUGGAUGGAGGCUACAUCAAUAACCUUCCGGCUGACACAGCUCGUUCGAUGGGUGCCAAGCUGGUGAUUGCAGUUGAUGUGGGCAGUCAGGAUGAAACUGAUCUCACUAACUAUGGAGACUCUUUAUCUGGAUGGUGGCUGCUUUGGAAACGCUUGAACCCACUGGCAGAAAAAGUGAAGGUGUUGAACAUGGCAGAGAUUCAGACCCGCCUGGCGUAUGUGUGUUCUGUGCGUCAGCUUGAGCUGGUCAAAGACAGUGAUUACUGCGAGUACCUGCGACCGCCCAUAGAUCGCUAUGGCACUUUGGACUUUGGCAAAUUUGAUGAGAUUGCUGACGUUGGUUUCCAGCAUGGGAAGACCGUGUUUGAUGUGUGGUGUCGGAGUGGAGUGCGAGAAACGAUAAUGAAGGACCAGCAUCAAGAGGAAUUCCACAAAUCCAGGAGCACCAAUGCGACAUGUCCAAAUGCUUCUUUCACUGAUCUGGCAGAAAUAGUAUCCCGGAUAGAGCCAGUUAAGCAGGCCGUUGUGGAUGAGGAGUCCGAGUACCAGACAGACUAUGAUGAAGAUGCAGUGCUGUCAGACUUCGAUCUGUCCAAUCCAAACAGCGAACACAGUGAUGCCCAAGAAGAUGAGGAUGAAGAAGAAGAGACUGCAGAUACAGCUGAUACAGAUGAUGAAAUUGAGAUCAGGAAAAGGCGACAUCGAGCUUUAAACCACAGCAGACAUCAUACCACCUGAAGUCAAAGGCCAUCAGAAAGAUGGACCGUAGUAGUAACCUUUUUAAGAGGGUUUUAACAAGUGAGAUUAUCAGUAUUGAAACUGACCUACUUGAAUUGUUAUAAACUAAUCAGGAAUAGAUUUUAAUAGAAACAAUGUACAGAUCAUAGUACAUAUGUGUCCUUUAAUUCCCCAAAGAAUGAUACAUGAGAUUAAACUGUAACAAAAUGCCAUUCUUGCCUUUUACUUUUUAAUAUUAUAUGAGGCCAAUAAUAUUUCAAACAUUUUACAUCUCAUUUUUCAUGCAAGCUAUCAAUGCAACCGUAACACAGUUUACUGUGUGAAUAAAAUAAGCUGUUUUAUGUCUAUUGUUUUGAUGUUUCAACAUUUAGAAAAAAAUAUUUCAAUAGGAUUAUAACCAGGCAUUACUAAUAAAUGUAUAAAUGAUAUAUUCUGAUUUCAACUUUUGUAACCAUUUGUCUUAUUAAAUCAUUAAAUAUCUCAUUUUGUUUUGGAUUAUAGGUAAAGUGACGACUGAUUGUUUGAAUUCUUCGAAUGUUUGAUUGUGUUCUUUGGCCCAAUUAAAAUUGAUAGUUCUCUGA
Messenger RNA from Danio rerio (zebrafish), 4839 nucleotides. The record is from RefSeq and is a predicted model, not a curated record. NCBI's taxonomy places the organism in Eukaryota, Metazoa, Chordata, Actinopteri, Cypriniformes, Danionidae.